Molecule: messenger RNA, 1072 nt
Organism: Nothoprocta perdicaria
Lineage: Eukaryota; Metazoa; Chordata; Aves; Tinamiformes; Tinamidae
Gene: SYNGR2
Product: synaptogyrin 2
Exons: 4
Coding region: 1-690 (229 amino acids)
Cellular component (GO): neuromuscular junction; synaptic vesicle membrane
Source: RefSeq, a predicted model, not a curated record
AUGGAGGGCGGCGGCGGCGGCAGCGGCGCCUACGGGGCGGCCAAGGCCGGCGGCGCCUUCGACCUGCGGCUCUUCGUGCAGCAGCCGCAGGUGCUGGCGCGGAUCGCCAGCGCGCUCUUCUCCCUCAUCGUGUUCUGCUGCCUCGUGGGCGAGGGCUACACCAACGUGCCCUCCUCGCCCGAGCUCUUCUGCAUCUUCAACCGCAACGAGGACGCCUGCCGCUACGGCAUCGGCAUCGGCGUCCUCGCCUUCCUCGCCUGCCUCUUCUUCUUCAUGGUGGACCUCUACUUCCCGCAGAUCAGCAGCGCUGCCGACCGCAAGUACCUGGUGCUGGCGGACCUGGGCUUCUCAGGGCUCUGGACCUUCCUCUGGUUCGUCGGCUUCUGCUUCCUCACCAACCAGUGGUCAUGGACACUGUCCACGGACGUGCACGUGGGGGCCGACUCGGCGCGCGCCGCCAUCGCCUUCAGCUUCUUCUCCAUCUUCUCGUGGGGGCUGCUCAUCGCCUUCGCCUACCAGCGGUACAAGAUGGGCGUGCAGGACUUUGCGCAGAGCUACGUGGACCCGUCCUCGGAGGCGCCCGGCCCCUACGCCAGCUACCCCAGCGUGAGCCACGACAGCUACCAGCAGCCGCCCUUCACCCAGGCCAACGAGGCCUCCGAGGGCUACCAGCCGCCGCCCGUGUACUGAGCCCCGCGCCGCCCAAGUGCAAUUUUCUUUCUCGGAGUGGGAAGGGGGGGGCUGUGACUUGAAUGGGGCAGAGGGUGGGGGCUGCUUUGUGUGAAACCCCUGGCUUUGGUGCUGGUGCUCCGGGCCCCGCGUGCUGCGGUGUCCACGUGCUCCGGGCUCCAGGCAGGCUCUGCGCUCUGCCCCGCUCCCGCCCCGGCUCCCUCCCUUUGCGCUGCCCGGGAAGCGGCCGCGGGAGGAGGCAGCCCGAGGCUGUGCUCCCCCCGGCUGCCGCCGGGGCCCGGCCCUCGUGACUGCUGCCCUGUCCUCACACUGUUGCCUUUGCCAGCCCCGCUGGCCUCCGCUGCCCAAGUGCCGCCUUGCGCUUGGCACCGGGCGCCUCGCA